This is a messenger RNA of Chroicocephalus ridibundus (black-headed gull), 1997 nucleotides long. RefSeq names its product tubulin beta 6 class V (gene TUBB6). Gene Ontology annotation, molecular function: GTP binding; structural constituent of cytoskeleton; GTPase activity. The coding region runs from base 62 to 1402 and encodes 446 amino acids. Gene Ontology annotation, cellular component: microtubule; cytoplasm. The record is from RefSeq and is a predicted model, not a curated record. Lineage: Eukaryota; Metazoa; Chordata; Aves; Charadriiformes; Laridae. Gene Ontology annotation, biological process: mitotic cell cycle; microtubule cytoskeleton organization. The transcript is spliced from 4 exons.
GUUUGGGCGGCGGGAGAGCUGAGGCGCGGCGGGGAGGGAGGGAAGGCAGGCGGUCAUCGCCAUGAGGGAGAUCGUGCACAUCCAGGCGGGCCAGUGUGGAAACCAGAUCGGGACCAAGUUUUGGGAAGUGAUAAGCGAUGAGCAUGGCAUUGACCCAGCCGGAGGCUAUGUCGGUGACUCAGCGCUGCAGCUGGAAAGGAUCAAUGUCUACUAUAAUGAAUCAUCGUCCCAGAAAUUCGUACCAAGGGCAGUCUUGGUGGACUUGGAGCCGGGAACCAUGGAUAGUGUGCGAUCUGGUCCUUUUGGUCAGCUCUUUCGGCCUGAUAAUUUCAUCUUUGGACAAACUGGUGCAGGAAACAACUGGGCUAAAGGACACUAUACGGAAGGGGCAGAGUUAGUUGACUCUGUACUUGAUGUGGUAAGAAAAGAGUGCGAACACUGCGAUUGCUUGCAAGGAUUUCAGCUCACUCAUUCUCUGGGAGGAGGGACAGGGUCUGGCAUGGGAACCCUACUCAUCAGCAAGAUACGAGAAGAAUAUCCAGACAGGAUAAUGAAUACCUUCAGUGUCAUGCCCUCUCCAAAGGUUUCUGAUACAGUGGUGGAGCCUUAUAAUGCUACACUCUCGGUCCACCAACUGGUUGAAAAUACAGAUGAAACCUAUUGCAUUGACAAUGAAGCUUUGUAUGACAUUUGCUUCCGCACCCUGAAGCUCACCACUCCAACAUACGGCGAUCUAAACCACUUGGUUUCUGCUACGAUGAGUGGGGUAACUACAUCCCUGCGUUUUCCAGGCCAACUAAAUGCUGACCUCCGGAAGCUGGCAGUAAAUAUGGUCCCUUUUCCACGCCUUCACUUUUUCAUGCCAGGCUUUGCUCCUUUGACAGCCCGAGGCAGCCAACAAUACCGAGCACUCACCGUUCCAGAGCUCACCCAGCAGAUGUUUGAUGCCAAAAAUAUGAUGGCAGCCUGUGACCCAAGACACGGGCGAUAUUUGACAGUGGCUACCGUCUUCCGUGGUCCCAUGUCUAUGAAAGAGGUCGAUGAGCAGAUGUUGGCUAUCCAGAACAAGAACAGCAGUUACUUUGUAGAGUGGAUCCCAAACAAUGUCAAGGUGGCUGUGUGUGACAUACCUCCUCGUGGCCUCAAGAUGGCUUCCACGUUCAUUGGCAACAGUACUGCUAUUCAAGAGCUCUUCAAAAGGAUCUCAGAGCAGUUUUCGGCCAUGUUCAGGAGAAAGGCCUUCCUCCACUGGUUCACAGGAGAAGGAAUGGAUGAAAUGGAAUUUACAGAAGCAGAAAGCAACAUGAAUGAUCUGGUUUCAGAGUAUCAGCAAUAUCAAGAAGCAACAGCAAAUGAUGGAGAGGAAGCAUUUGAAGAUGACGAAGAAGAAAUCAAUGAAUAAAGAAAUUAAGUGUGCUAUUUUCCAGGCCAAAUUCUCAAAUCUGGAUUUCUAAUAAUUAGGCUUAUAAAUCCAUAUUUAGGCUUCAAAAAAAGAAAAAGAAGAGCAUGAGUCUCAGAUGUUAGAGGUGCUCUUCAGAGUCCAUUGAUGUAAUUGAGAACUGAGGACAUUCAGUAUUUCUGGAAAUCAGGCCAUUUCUAUUCAUGAGGCAAAUGUAAGGCAUUCUGUUAAGACUUUGACCUAAGAGUCUGAACACAGAGACUGCUAGUUUGGGAUCUUUUUUUUUUUUCCAAAGUUUGUCAUCCCUAAAGUUGCACAAGAGAAGACGUAAAAUAGGCAUGAAAUGCUACAAAAUGGAGCUGCACUAUUUUCAUCUAAUUAUGAGUAAGAAAAUCUUGUGGGUUUGAAAUAUUCAUUCUGUACCGAAUGUACAAUACUAAACUGCCAGGAACAAAAAUUAUUCAUAAUAAUAAUAAGUUUUUAGCUAUUCUGUACAGUAACUGUUAACAGUGAUAUUUGACUCCGGACCUCUAAAAACAAAAUAAAAAAGAUUAGUAUCCUCUCAAGCAAAAGUGUUUUGGGCAGUCAAUGCUAUAUA